UCUUUCUGUCCUAGGGUCAGCAUGGAGGAGGCUGACCUUCUUAGGGAGAGAUUACAGGCCAUUACAGACAAAAGAAGAGUCCAGGAGGACAUUGCAAAGAAAAGGAGAGAAAUUGAAGAGGAGAAAUUAAAUCUUCAAUAUCUGAAGAAAAAAUCCCUUCGGGAACAAUGGCUGAUGGAUGGUCUGAGUCCUCAGAGUGAGGAGGAACUGGAGGCAAUGAGAACCCAGGCUCAAGACGAUCAAGAACAAACCAGGCUCCUGCAGCGCAACAUCGAAAGAAUAGAGAGGGAGAUUAAAGCCCUGGAGACACAGGAGAUGGAGAUCUCAUCAAACGAGGUGCUCAUUCUGAAACGGCUCAAAGAAGUAGAGAAAACACCAGAGGAUAUUAUAAAGCGAGUUACAACUGAGUCGAAAGAGGUGGAGGGGAAAGAGGUGAACGAAGGUUGCUUUCACACUCAGAGUCAAGCGCAAACAGAGCUGAAGUCCCUAUCUGAGCCAGUAACCAUGGAAACCAGUGAACAGUCUGACAAAGCAAACAUAAUUGACUAUGAAACAGAGCUGCAGGAAACUGAAUUACCUGAGAACAAUGACUCAAACAACGAAGAGGAAGUCUGUUACGACACUGAAUUAUUAGAAUCCGUCAGUUCUAAAGUAGUGGCUGACAUUUUAGCAGAUUUACCAUCAAAUGUAAGUGCUGUUGAUGAAGAAGACAAUUCUCCCUGUCCAAAGGAAGCCCUGGUCUUGGAAGAAACAAAUGAGCAAUUCAAUCGGAACGAGUCCAUCACAUCCUCAAACUCUGACACACCCUCCAGCGCAGAAAGUGUUUACGAAAAUGAGUCUAUGCGAAAAAGUCAAGAUCCACUACAAGAGGAAGAAGAGCCAGAGAACAUUUUACCCAUAAAUGGGGAAGCUGAAGAGGAAGAAAUUUUCGAUCCAUUAAAGCCAGUGUCUGGUGAUGCCAUCGUAGAGAACCUUGGCUAUGACGAAGCAGAUGAAACCAUGUUGGAACACUAUAUCCGGGAGGAAGCCCUGUCAGAUAUCUCUACUGAAUCUUGCCACGAUCCUGAAGAACUGGAAGAAUGUCUGAGGGUGGAAAUAGCUGCGGCGUCCUCUGACAGUGAAACAGAUGAGAAAUGGAGGAAUAUAUUCUCUUCGUCUAUUAAUAAGGAGGAUGACGAUUCUUAUUUGGAUAGCCUUGAGCUUAGUGCACAGGAACUCUUCAUAAAGAAGCCAGAGACAGACACGGUAGAAGAUCCUUCAGAUAAUGAGAGAGAAAGUGAACUGGAUGUCCCUGUUAGUGAAGAAAUUUUAGAACAGCCCGAAUCCGAUACAGAUUACAAAUACCACACACAAGAGAUAUCCUACAACCCCUCGUCUCCCUUCCAUGGCCUGUCGAAAAUCUCGGAGGAUGAGGAGGAAAAUGGCAAAGGAUCAAAAACCAGCCUAAAUUCGUCAUCCAGUUCCAUUAAGACAGACUCGAACAAGAAGGUACCAAAAGAUUACUGUGUGAUCCAAGAGAUGAAGAGUGAGAAUGUCAGUACAGAACAUGUGGAUUUCAGAGUAGCCCGUAAACAGUGGCUGGAGAUGGAAGAACAGACAAAAAACGUGGCACAUUUACCCAUCAGCAAACCAGGAACCUGCCAAGGUAGUCACAGUGUUAUGUAUACACCAGUGCGCAACAUCGACAGAACUAAGAGGCAACCAGACCUGGAGAAUUUGGCACUUGGAGGAGAAUACCAUCACUCCCAGUUCAGCCCAUGCUCAGAAGACUCAGGGCUGGAUGACUCCAGUUACAGAUCCCCUUUUGAUGAUCCAGAAACUCCAAUCGAGAAAGAGAUCCGUCUGGCCAUGGAACGAGAGGAGAGCCUAAGGCGCGAAAGGGGGAUGUCCAAAUCUAAUUCAAGUGACUCUGUAGAGGUAAAAGCUAGACCAGUGAUACUACACCCUGCAAAACUAUGCCAGGAAGUUGAAGAGAAGAGAAAGAUGUUUGAGCAGCAGGAGGACAACUGUAGAAUACCUAAAUCACCGAACAACAAGACACCAUCUUUCAUUAUCACCUCCUCACCAACAAAGACCCCCCAGAAGCACGAGAUGGCAGCAAACAACAUUAUCAUCCUUGAACCUGAUCCUCCCAGCCCAAGACGUGGUGGUAAAGAAAUGGGAGCCUCUCGUUGUUCUGAGUGGAAGUCAGAGGAGACUCCAAAUGUCAUUAUCCUCGAGACAUCAAACCUGAUCAUCCGAAGUGCGUCUGAAUUCUGCCUGAAUUCUGCCUGUGAGGAUACCCAGGAGAAAACAUUUCUCAACAACCCGUUCUUCAAGCUGCGAUCCAGGAGUACCCUGUCACUUGUCGACGAGGAGAUCAAGAUGGUUAAACAACGUGAAGAGGAACUGAAAAAGCAAAGGGCCAGUAUCUAUUCAAAGGAAAGGUUCAACACAAUCCUCGUCUCUCCCAAUCAUCUAGACAGUUUAACUUUUGACAAGACAGAUGACCUGCCUGUAAAGUGUAAGUCUUCUCCCUCAUCACCUAUGAAGAGUGCGUACAAGAUGGAUCGCACAACACUAUCCUGUGAUCAAAGGUUUCCAGAGACGUAUACCAGAGGCCGUCGUAAAAGCGCCAUGGCUCUUCGCUGGGAGGCUGGGGAGUUUGCAAAUAAUGAAUAAUUCAAAACCAAGUGGAUAUUGAUUGUCAUUCUUCUGGUCUGUUUUACGUAACAGACUCUCAAAAGUGCUACAAUUUCAUGUUUCAUGUAACAGCAUAGCAACGUUUAAUAUUGCUGCUUGUGUGAUUUUCUUGACUCUUGGUGUGUGUAUUGCCGAAGCAGAAAAUAGAGUCGCGUGUAAAGCCAAGACGCCUGAUUGUUAUUUGAAUGUACAGUUUAGUCAGCAUCUCUUGUUUGCUGUGAAUGUUCCAGGAGGAUUUAAGUACACUUUAUUGUAUUGUCUUGGUAAAGGAGGGAGGAAAAUAAAUGUUGUAUUUUCAUAUUGUAUUUUCUGCCAGGAAAGGUUUGUAAUGUUCCAGAGUAAUGCUAAAUUUAUAAUGCAGCACGACACUGUUUAAAUUAUUCAGAAAAUAUUGGUAAAGACUAUGAAGAAAAGGUAUUUAAAUGCCUUUUAUUAUAUCUACCACUUUCAGUUUGAGAUAUUUUAUAUAGUGUACUUAACCAAGUAAGUGCACCUUUCAAUAUUUUGUAUAAUAUGGCCACUUACUAACAACAACAUGAUCACCAUCGAACAGGAGGGGCAGCUAUUAAGUACGCCACAAAUACUGCUUUACAAUUUGUUGUCUUUAGAAUAUGUUUGUAUGCUUACAUGUGAAGCUAUUUUGCUCAUAACACUCAUCAGUAUUGCUUGCUAACAUUUGAAUUAAUGUGAGCCACACACAAAAGAGAAGCUGAUGAAUUGCCUCCUAUCAAAAAAACCCCAAAAAAAACAAAACACAUUUGAAUUUAUUUGCAUUUUCAAACCAAGUGUUUGACAAAUCAG
Chanos chanos (milkfish) is the source of this 3483-nucleotide messenger RNA. It is a transcript of the gene palmdb, whose product is annotated as palmdelphin b. NCBI's taxonomy places the organism in Eukaryota, Metazoa, Chordata, Actinopteri, Gonorynchiformes, Chanidae. The coding region runs from base 22 to 2661 and encodes 879 amino acids. Gene Ontology annotation, cellular component: cytoplasm; membrane. Gene Ontology annotation, biological process: regulation of cell shape. The transcript has 7 exons. The record is from RefSeq and is a predicted model, not a curated record.